AUGGUGCGGGAGCAGAACAGGUGGGCCAACGAAGCUUAUCGUGGGGAUUCGCCCUGGCAGCCUAUGGCCUUUGACAGGGGGCACCCCGAUGCCGUGGACAUGAAGAUUGGAUUCAAACUCGUAGAUGUCAAGAUCGUGACCGACCGUGAAUGUGCCCAGAGAGGGUUCACGGACUGGGGCCGCAGCCUGACUCGUAAGUACAAUCCGAAGCCGUUAGAGCAGCUUACCAUUGUCAUUGUCACAGACGACAUGUCCGGUGUCCUGGGGCAGACGCAGUUCCCUUUCGACGUUCCAGAGGACAGCCCUGAGCAGAUGGUCGUGGUGUCGGCCGAGGGGUUCCGGAGCUUCCCCAGUCAGAACUUGGGCAAAGAGUCGGAUAUGCGGUACGACGAGGGGGACACGGUGGUGCACGAGGUUGGGCACGCGCUCGGCCUAUACCACACCUUCCAGUCGGGCUGCCAGAGCGGGCAAGGGGGCGACUGGGUCGACGACACGAACCCAGAGAUGUUCCCGCAUUUCACCUGUGACAGGUCCUCCUCCUGCCAUUCGCCCGACCCAGUCCGCAACUUUAUGGACUACACGCCGGACUCGUGCAUGGUGGGCUUCACGGAGGGGCAGAAGCGCCGCGCCUGGUGCGUGCUCGAGAAGACCCGGCCCGCGCUCUUCAGGAGGUCGCUGGCCGUGGACCCGACGGGCUAA
Molecule: messenger RNA, 699 nt
Organism: Prorocentrum cordatum
Lineage: Eukaryota; Dinophyceae; Prorocentrales; Prorocentraceae
Source: the annotation of a GenBank genome assembly